Molecule: messenger RNA, 852 nt
Organism: Penicillium concentricum
Lineage: Eukaryota; Fungi; Ascomycota; Eurotiomycetes; Eurotiales; Aspergillaceae
Product: F-box protein
Exons: 1
Coding region: 1-852 (283 amino acids)
Molecular function (GO): protein binding
Source: RefSeq, a predicted model, not a curated record
AUGACCGCCCAAGAUACAGCUCUUGGGACCAUGGAAGUUCUGGAGAACAUACUUCUCCACCUUGAUCUCAAGUGCAUCUUGACAUCCGCUCAACGUGUGUGCCACCAAUGGCAAGAUUUGAUUUCCACGUCGCCUUCCCUUCAGAAACAUCUCUUUUUCCAACCCGACUGGGAUCGAGAGGAUAAACAACGCAAUCCUUUGCUUGCCGAAAUCUUCCCCGACUGGUUUCCCGACUUUCCCACACCCGCAAAAAGGCGCAAGGAUCAUGGCAUUGAAAUUGGCCCCGAUGAUAUAAAGCCCAGCUGGAAACGUAUGCUGAUUCAACAACCCCCGAUUCGUGAUAUUAUUUUCUUCAUGGUGAAAAGCGCUCGAGGCGGUAAAUGGCUCGGAGGGCCGUAUACCAAAACCGUCGAAGAUUCACGGACACACUGGUUCAGCGUAACAGAUCCGCUCACGAUGGACGAUUUCAUUUAUACAGUCCCUGAUCUAGGUGAGGACUUAGACGAAACAAUGGUCUUGUGGGAUAAUGAAGACCAUCAAAUCCCAUCUGAGUUCCACGACUAUUCAUUCAACGACAAGGAGAGACGGUUUCUCCGGGGGGCACUGGAAGAAUGUGGAAUGAUAUUGUUGGAAUAUGCAGUAAUGCAAUGUGGAAAGGGGCUAUCUGUGGUUGGAAGACGAAAGAGAAAAUUUGGUACUCCUUUUUUCGAGCCACAGGUUGAGGAUGCAGAAGAAGAAGAGGUUGAAGAGAUUGACGAUGAUGAGCAUGAAGUUGAUGAACAUGAGGAAGAUGAAGAUCGCGAAGAUACUCAGGACAUUCAUCCUCAACCUCAUAAGCGACCACGUAAUUAG